Molecule: messenger RNA, 1443 nt
Organism: Cavenderia fasciculata
Lineage: Eukaryota; Evosea; Eumycetozoa; Acytosteliales; Cavenderiaceae
Exons: 2
Coding region: 1-1443 (480 amino acids)
Source: RefSeq, a predicted model, not a curated record
AUGUCAACAAAGAAGUUUAACAAAUUUGUAUCUCCUGUAAAAUCAAUAACAACAGCAUCUACAUCAACAUCAUCACCAACAAAGACAGGAAAGAAUGGUGCAUCUUCGUUUAAAUCAUUUGUAUCGCCUGUUAUAGGUAGCUCAACUACUGCUCCUCCCCCUCCUACAAAGAAGAAAUCUUCAGUAUCAACUUCAAUAGCUUCACCAAAGAAGAUGCCUUCAAAGCAAACAACUGUAAAAUCAACAACAACCAAACCAAAGACUAUAGAUCCAUUUAAACAUUUACCCUAUCUUUCACAAUCAGAAGAGCGUGAGGAUUGCAAAACAGAUCAAGCCAAUGAUAUAAUAGAGUUUCUUUACAAUUUAAAUCAACCUGUUACAUUGAAUGAAUUACAAUCACAUUUUAAAGCAAAUGUAAUAUUAAAAGAAGAUAUAGAUGAAUUGGUAAAUAAAAGGAUAUUAAACGAGACGAAAUUAUAUUUAAAUGAAAACAAAACAAAGAUAACUUUAUAUUCAUCUAUGAAAUGGACAAAAGUCAAUCAACAAUACAUAAAGUUUAGAUUAUAUGAUAAACAAAAACAAUUGGAAAAGGAGGAAAAAGAACAAUUAGAGAAACAAAGAAAAGAUAUUAAUAAUAAUAUAAAUGUAAAUAAGAAUGAAAAGAAGGUAUUGGCAUCAAAUCAUUUAGACCAAAAGAAAACUCCUGUUAAAAAAUUGGGAACUUCUUUUACAACUGCUAGCAGUUCUAUAACUACAACAUCACCUAUAAAGAAUCAUUUGGUUUCAUCAUUUCAAUCUCCACUGAAAAAGAUAAAGACAUUGGAUGAUGAUUCAACAAUUGGUCUAUUGGAAGAACAAAUGGACAAGAAAUUAGUUGAAGCAUCACAAGAAAGAAUUAGAUUAUUGGCAUCGAUAGAGGCUAAAAGAAAACAACUACAAAAACUAGUGGAUCAAGGUGUUGAUAUUCAAUCAUUGGUACCAACAAAAGAUCAAGAAAAGGAUGAAUUGAAUGAAAAGAAAGAGUUGGAAAAGGUAAAACAAGGUUGUCGUGAUCUUAUCAACCGUCUACAUGUUCAUAUUGCAGAGGCUAACAAGGGUAUGGAUGAUGGAUUGGGUGCGCUAUCCAGUAGUUACCGUGAUUCACGUUCAGUAGGUUUCAAAAGUAGUCGUGAUUGGAAUGAUGACUCUGACAGUUACUCUAGUAGAAGUAGUCGUUCUGAUGAUCAAGAUCAAGAUGAAAUCAACUAUAACGAUGAAGAUGGUGGAAUGGGUGGUGGUCAACCAAAAGAUCCACUAGCUGGUAUCUCCAAAACAUCCAAAUUAUAUGUAAUCAAAGGUUAUGGUAUUGAUCCUGAAUCACUUGGUUAUGAUGAAGAUAGUGAUGAUUUUAUAGUUCCUCCUCCACCUACUGUAGUUUCUAAAGUUACACCUAAAAAGAAAUAA